This is a messenger RNA of Racocetra fulgida, 136 nucleotides long. The record is from the annotation of a GenBank genome assembly. NCBI's taxonomy places the organism in Eukaryota, Fungi, Glomeromycota, Glomeromycetes, Diversisporales, Gigasporaceae.
AUGUCUUUCAAUAAAAAUUUACAAAAUUUUGCACCUACCUCUAAUACACUUCCUCGUCCAGAUGAAAAUUUUGUAAUUGAAUUGAGUACUGAUUCCAAUAAUGAACUCAACGCCGAAGAACAAUUUUUUAAACAUG